AUGGAUGGUAAGGUAGAUGAAGUAUGUCAGAUGACGGAUGAACGAUGUAGAGAUUCUGUGAACAAAACGAAGAGAAAGGGAUGUGACACCACAGUUCAUGGUCCCUACACGGCAUACUGGUCGGGAGUCCCCCAAACCAGCCGAGGCUGUCAGGGAGUUGGUGUGAUUCUUUUCUCUCGAAUGGUUGAAUGUGUGAUGGAGUAUAUGAAUGUGUACUCCCAAGACUACUCUGGAUCAGAGCUGCGCGAAGGUGGGUCAUCAAAAGCCCAACAAGACAGAGAGGAAUUUUGGGAUUGCAUGAGAGAUUUCUUGAAUAAGUGCGGAGAAAAUGAACCUACGAGCCGAGCCUACAAGUAUUUUGGACAGAGUGAAAGUGGAAAACCUACAAGAAAAGGAAAAGAAAGACGACACUACGUUCCACUCAUUGAUGAGCAGUUCGGAUUCCGAGCUGGACACUCAUCCAUCCGACAAGUGUACCGCACCACGGAACACAUCCUAUCCAGUUUCGCUGAGACAAGAACCCAGUCAAAGGGCGCUCUCUUCUUCGACAUAGCGAAAGCAUUCGACAAAGUCUGGCACAACGGCUUAAUAUACAAGCUGUACAAACUUAAAAUACCACACAGACUCGUGCUCAUAAUACGAGACAACUUAUCGAAUCGCUCAUUCCGCUAUCGAGUCGAAGGAUAUUUGUAUGAAAUAAACUCUAUUAGUAUAGAGGAAAUAAAUAUUCCUUCGGAACAUUUGCCUUAUUUCUUCAAUAGUUAUUCUGAUUUAAGUAAAUCGUGUGCGGAUAGUUCUGAUUGUCGGUUUAAGUUUUUAAUUAAUAAGAAAGUGUGUUGGGGCUAUGAAAGUACAUGUGAGAAAAAUAAUUCGUAUCAUGUUAGACCCAGAUGUCCAGGAGAUCAUAAAGGUUGGGUGAAAACAAAAGAAGCGCAAUAUGAUACAUUUUAUACCCAAGCUGACUUCGGGUAUAUUAAAGAACAAAUUCAAGAGUUGAUGGUAAUGUGUGAAGCCACAUAUCCUCAAGAUAGUUCACUAGAAUGUUCUAAAUAUUUGAGGUUUUGUAGGGGUCGCAACUUAAUGCUUAAUUUUCAAGGAUUAGUAGGUCGAGGUGAUAAUUUAAGGUAUAAAAUGGAUAUCCUGGGUCCUGGUCAAAUAGGUGGUUAUUGUCAAUUAUAUUCUGAGAGGCUGAUGAAAGAAGCAGAACACAUGAGUGCCUUACAAUCAUGGGCACCCGAGUUUGUUAAUUAUAUUAAAACAUCAAAAAGACCUAUUGAGGAUGGAAUGUGUGAUAUUAUUGUAGAUAAACCUACGUAUAUAAUGAAAUUAGAUGCAACUGUGAACAUGUACCAUCACUUCUGUGAUUUCUUCAAUUUAUAUGCUUCACUCCACGUGAAUUCUACGCACCCAUCAACAUUUUCAAGAGAUAACCACAUUUUAGUCUGGGAAACUUUCACUUAUAAUUCAGCAUUCAAAGAUGCCUUUAAAGCUUUUACUGUUAAUCCUAUUUGGGAUUUAAAAAAAUUUAGAGGCAAAGUAGUCUGUUUCAAAAAUGUUGUAUUUCCUCUUCUACCACGCAUGAUAUUUGGAUUAUACUAUAAUACUCCUUUGAUUUAUGGAUGUGAGAGAAGUGGAUUAUUUCAUGCAUUUUCUAAGCAUAUACUUCAUUCUCUGAAUGUGAAACUCCACACUCGGGAGAAUGAUAAAGUACGAAUAACGCUAUUAUCAAGAGGAACAACUUAUCGUACGAUACUUAACGAAGAUGAAAUAGUCGAAAGACUGAUGAGAGUACAGGGUUAUGACAUAAAGAGGGUUGUUUAUGACAGAACUGUUCCUUUUACGAAGCAGUUAGAAAUAACGCAUAAUACUGAUGUAUUUGUAGGGAUGCACGGAGCAGGCCUCACUCAUUUGUUGUUUUUACCGGACUGGGCAGCUGUUUUUGAAGUAUAUAAUUGUGAAGAUGCUAAUUGUUACGCGGAUUUAUCCCGACUUCGAGGUCUUAAAUAUGUCACGUGGCAAAAUAAGGCAAAAUUAGUACAGCAAGACCAGGGGCAUGGACCCGGAGGAGUAUCGCACGCUAAAUUUACAAACUAUUCAUUUGAUGUCGAAGAGUUUUUACGUCUAGUAGAGAUCUGCGCUUCAUAUGUUCGAAAUCGACAAGAUUUUAAGAAUUUUAUUGAAGCUUCCAAGAUGAAAAAUGCCCAUGAAGAGCUGUUGUGGUUUAACAACAAAAGCAAUAAUAAAUGUAGCUUACAAUCUUAA
Molecule: messenger RNA, 2262 nt
Organism: Melitaea cinxia (Glanville fritillary)
Lineage: Eukaryota; Metazoa; Arthropoda; Insecta; Lepidoptera; Nymphalidae
Gene: Eogt
Product: EGF domain-specific O-linked N-acetylglucosamine transferase
Exons: 12
Coding region: 1-2262 (753 amino acids)
Cellular component (GO): endoplasmic reticulum lumen
Molecular function (GO): protein N-acetylglucosaminyltransferase activity
Source: RefSeq, a predicted model, not a curated record